AUGUCUACUGCAACGAUAGCUACAAUAAACCCAGUCCCAUAUCAGGAACGCGCGGGCAUCAAACAGUCAUUACAGGCAUCACUGAUUCCCGCGGAAUGGCGUCUGCCUUCCAUCCCACCGGUUGAAGAGGUUCCCGAUGCGCUGGAGUACAUUCGCAAAAGCAACUUGUUAUCAGAGCGGGAACUGAGUAUCACGGAGACGUCUGAUGUCAGUGUUCUACUACACAAAUUGGCUAGUGGCCAGUUAUCGUCUCUAGAGGUUACCAAAGCCUUUGCGAAACGAGCGAUGCUGGCUCACCAGUUGACGAAUUGUUGCACUGAGAUCUUUUUGGGGGACGCAUUUGAGCGAGCAAGGCAACUGGACGACUACCUCGAACAAACUGGGGAAAUAAUAGGGCCAUUACAUGGUCUACCGGUGUCGAUCAAAGAUCUUUUCAAUGUAAAAGGAGUAGAUUCAUGCAUUGGCUGGGUAGGCCUCACGAACAAGCCGGCGAUCCGAGACGGAAACGCCGCGGCAACACUUCGUCGGCUUGGUGCGGUUCUAUAUGUCAAAACCAAUGUUCCACAAUCCAUGAUGAUGUCUGACUCCUAUAAUCACGUCUUUGGCCAAUCUGUGUCCGCGCUCAACCGAAACCUCAUUUCCGGCGGCAGCUCAGGAGGUGAAGGAUCUCUUGUGAGUGCGCGAGGUAGUAUUCUGGGUAUAGGCACAGAUCUGGGCGGAUCAAUCCGAAUUCCAGCCAAUCUAUGUGGAUUGUAUGGUCUUUCACCUAGUACAGGCAGACAGCCGUAUGAACGGAGCGGCCUCCGACAAGAUAUCGUUCGUUCGGUGGCAGGCCCAAUGGCAAUGAGUUUGUCAACGGUUGAAAAAUACAUGGAAGCCUUACCGGCGGCAAGGCCGUGGGAGAUUGACCACCAAGUCACACCAAUUCCAUGGCGAACGGAACUCUGCACGACAACAAAACGGCUGAGAAUUGGAUAUGUUGUCGACGACGGCGUUGUAAAAGUGCAGCCGCCUGUUGCAAGGGCGGUAGACGAGGUCGUACAGGCUUUGAGAGAGGCCGGCCACGAAGUUUUUGAAUGGGAUGCUUCGAGUCAUGCUCAUGCAUACCAACUCUGGGAGAAGGCUAUCCUUUCCGAUGGGGGCGAAGCGUGUCGCAUCUUGUGUGAGUUGAGUGGUGAGCCAUUGAUUGAGGGCAUGCUUGUAGGAAAACCCCAUAACAAGCUGACUACAUCACAAACGCAUCAACUUAUAUCCGAUAAAUACGCGUACGAAAGACAAUACCUUCAACGAUGGACAUCUGCCAGUCUUGACGCCCUCAUCAUGCCAAUCACACCUUGGGUAGGAUACAAGCCCCAAACCUGGAUAAAGAGCCAUCAAUACGUGGGAUAUACAUCAAUUUGGAAUUUAUUAGAUUACCCCGCUCUGGCCGUCCCGGUAACCAAGGCAGAUCGGACCAAGGAUGAUCCUAGUGUGGAUAAGGAAUGGAUGAUACACCAACCAAGGAACAAGAGCGAUGAGUUCAAUCAUCAGCAAUAUGACAUUGACCUUGUCCACGGAGCCCCUGUUGGUGUUCAGAUCAUAACUCCAAAAUUACAAGAGGAGAAGUGCAUUGGAGUUGCAAAGGUGAUUGAACAAUCACUCGCUGCGCAACGAAUCGCAGAAAUGACCCAACGGGCAAAGCUGUAG
Messenger RNA from Talaromyces amestolkiae, 1686 nucleotides. RefSeq lists its product as uncharacterized. The record is from RefSeq and is a predicted model, not a curated record. The transcript has 7 exons. NCBI's taxonomy places the organism in Eukaryota, Fungi, Ascomycota, Eurotiomycetes, Eurotiales, Trichocomaceae. The coding region runs from base 1 to 1686 and encodes 561 amino acids.